Messenger RNA from Pseudomyrmex gracilis, 1634 nucleotides. It is a transcript of the gene BORCS5, whose product is annotated as BLOC-1-related complex subunit 5. The transcript has 3 exons. Gene Ontology annotation, cellular component: BORC complex; cytoplasmic side of lysosomal membrane; synaptic vesicle membrane. Bases 554 to 1372 code for a protein of 272 amino acids. Lineage: Eukaryota; Metazoa; Arthropoda; Insecta; Hymenoptera; Formicidae. The record is from RefSeq and is a predicted model, not a curated record. Gene Ontology annotation, biological process: positive regulation of anterograde synaptic vesicle transport; organelle transport along microtubule; lysosome localization.
GACAGAUUUUCUAACCUCAAACGUCACCAAUUUUACCGCUUUUGUAUUACAUUUACUGUAGCGUGGAAGAAUAGGGUUAUACUGAGAGAUUAAGUGUGUCAGAAAGCCUUCUAGGGCUGAAGACAUAAUAAAUAUGGCAUAAAACUCUUUCAAUGUUAAUGUUUAAUUGUUCGCUUUGUAGGGCCGAGUGAACGCUUUCUUUCUCGGCCAGAUUUUUUUGUUUCAAACUAAAAUAAAUUGAUUGAGCACAAAUUUAUCACAAAAUCUAGGUGACUUAUUACAAAUUUAGGAUCGACUAAUAGCAAACUAUCAAUAAAAAUAUUAAUGUUGAAAAAUGUAUGUAAAGUAAAAUGGAACAGCUCUAUGUAUGCAUGUUGUGCGACAAACACAAACAGCAAGUGUCAUCAACAUAAUAUCAGCGAAAAUAAAUCAAGAGAAUAUUAUAUACUUUAAAAAAACAAAAAAUUUAAAUACAUUCUGCAACUUUAUUGAAAGACAUAGUUUUAUACAAUUUUAAUCUUCUCUUGAAAUUAAAACUUGAAAAGUCUCAGAAAUGGGAUCUGAGCAGAGUUCUCAAAGUGGUGGUCAAGGUACUAGUGGUGGUAGAGCAAGAACUGGUCAACUCAGGCGUGGCAAAAGUGUUCCGAAUCGUGAGAAAGUACCGGAAGAUACACCACCAAGAUGUAUCAGUCCUGGUGCUAGUAUUUGUUCUGAUUCUGACCUUCCGUACAUUUCUUAUACUGUGAAUAGACCUAUUGGAGAUUCACCAAAGAUGACAAACAAACAAUCACAACUAUAUAGAGGAAAGACUAUCGGAGCUGGUGAGAUAUCAAGACGGAAAAAUAGUUUGAGCGCUGCAACUCACAGCCAUAAAAAGACCAACACAGACAGCAAAGUACACAAUAUUGUGGUGGUGAAACCUGCUCAAGCAGACCCUACCGCGGACAAAGAUCCAGAUUUGGUGAAGCUACAGAGUAUUCCAAUGUUCUUACCGAUUAUGCGUGGCACGCUGAACCUACCACCAGGUGUACGAGAUCCUGAAGUUUUAGAGAGACUCGAUCCAGUUGGCUUGUUCAACUUGUGUGCGCGUUAUCAGCAUCAUUUGAACACAAAUGCACAAAUGAUAGCUACAGAACAAGCUGCUCUGUGUAUCAACAUGGAAUCUGAGCUGAAUAAAAUGUUGAACCUCGCCGUAGAUCGGCAGAAGAGGUUUGCCAGAUUCGCCGAUCAGUUAAACAAGGUGCACGAGCUCAGCCGCCAGCUCACUCGGUGCCACUCGUUGCUCAAUCAAACUCUUGAAAGCCUCGAAACGCUCAACAAUCUAUUGCCGGUGGAAGAGAGACUCGAGCCCUUUGUCUGGACCACAGGUUGAACCGAAGUCGAGUAUAGAAUACCGCACCUGAUGAUUGUUACCUUUAUUCAUUGUUUUAGCAAGGAAACCUAUAUUCUGUAAUUACAUUGUUUCACAAAGUUGUGACUAUAAGAAAAAAAUAGAUUGUCUAUAUUAAGAAUUUCAAUACACUUGUAAAAAGCUUCACUGUAUAGAGAAUUUUAACACACUCAAUCCUUACAUACAAAGAAGACAAAUAAAACAUUAAGUUUAAGAAAGAAACAAAUAUACAAUAUCAAAAUAA